CUCUUUGUCGGACCUUCUCCAACAAAUUCCUCUACUUUCUCUUGUUCACCGGGUUUGGAGUGCCACAUGCUACUUUAUCUGAAACAAAGCAACAAUAGUCAGUGCCCAAGCGUCUCUGUCCUGCCUAUCACUGGAAUCAUGGUGCAUAUUUUCAACAAUUCUGACAGAAGUGGAUGUUCCAUGGAUAUUCUUAUCAAACCCUCUACCACUCUCAGUGGACAAAGAAAAGAUCUAUGUAUCCAGGCAACACAUGACGAAUCCAGACUUUCGGAGAUGAGAUGUUAUGCUGUUGUGUACGAAGAAUCCCAAUCAUUCCAACAAACUUUGAAUGUACUGAAGACAACUACAAGAAGACCACAGCGAACAACUGACAUCAAUAAGACAACUACGACCAGACCACAGCGAAUAACUGACAUCAUUAAGACAACUACGACCAGACCACAGCGAACAACUCACAUCAAUUACGGAAAUGUGAUUGGAUGAAAUACGGUGAAAUAAUGGAGAAAAAAUUAUGGAACUUACUUUUCAAAAUCUUUUUUAUCGGAGUUGAAUGUCAUCUAAGUUGAUUGUCAUAAUAUGGAAUACUGUAUAAUCACAUAACUUAACGAAUUCCCACAUAAUUGUUGUAUAUACAGUAAUUUUUUUUUCACUUUUGUUUUUUAAUAUUUGCAAUUUUAGAGUGCAUAAACUAUACU
This is a messenger RNA of Saccostrea cuccullata (small rock oyster), 695 nucleotides long. RefSeq lists its product as uncharacterized. The transcript has 4 exons. NCBI's taxonomy places the organism in Eukaryota, Metazoa, Mollusca, Bivalvia, Ostreida, Ostreidae. Bases 67 to 483 code for a protein of 138 amino acids. The record is from RefSeq and is a predicted model, not a curated record.